AUAUUAUUAGGAGAAACGUCGCGACAAUAGUCAGACAGUGCGUAGCGAAGAGCGCUUUUUACUCGCGUUCCAUUCGUAAUUUCUUUUCGACCCGCGUGUUGCCGAAACAAUUAACUCGCACGGACACGAAGACUUCUCUCAUACUUACUUUAGAUACCCUAUUUAGACCGUUGCACGGAAAUUUUAAUCCAAUUCGGAACAUCUUUCGGGUGGCCGGUCAGACAGCCAAAGGAAAAAGGGAACGACGGCACAAAACAGCUGGUCACUGACUGACUGCUCGAAAAGAAGAAUGUUGCGUAUCGUUAGUACCGCGGUUCGAGGAAUUGUUGCUCGUGCAAAUAUUGGUGCUGUCACAAAUUCCUUGGUCUUCAAACAGUAUCCUUCGACUCAACAUGCACAAGAAAGAUGUUUUGGAGCAUUUUCCUCCAUUAUUAAUAAGUGGCACAAUAUUGGCACAAUUGAAUCAGAAACAGUGUUAUGUCAGAAACGCGUAGGAAAUAUUAUUCCUUCAACAGUUUCAUCUAAUCUAACAUCUGCGAGAACAAUUACAAAGUUCUCUAAGAAUAAAGGAAAAAGGAAGAGUUGCAAAGCUGUACUUAAACGAUUUUACAGAUUAAAUUGGGGUAUAUGGAUUAGAACACGUGCUGGCCGUUCUAGAAAACUCUGGGCAAAGAAAGCAAAUAGAAAACGUAAACUGAGACAACAUGUUUUUGUAAAUGCUACACAGUCGACUUUAUUGGACAAAAUGGUAACAAUGUAUUGGAAAAGGCCUCAUUAUUAUCCAGAAGACCCGUACAAUCCAUACCACGAACGUGAAGAAUUCCCUUGUACAAGAAAGAAGCCAGUACCUUAAAUACCUUUACUGUAUAGAUAGAGACAUGUAUUCAGUACUGUAUUUACGAACACAUACCAAAGUACUUUCAUUCUGACAUGUGCAUUUUUCAUUGAACAAAAAUAAUAAUCCGUCGAGAAAUGUUAUUUAAUA
Molecule: messenger RNA, 985 nt
Organism: Megalopta genalis
Lineage: Eukaryota; Metazoa; Arthropoda; Insecta; Hymenoptera; Halictidae
Gene: mRpL35
Product: mitochondrial ribosomal protein L35
Biological process (GO): translation
Cellular component (GO): ribosome; mitochondrion
Molecular function (GO): structural constituent of ribosome
Source: RefSeq, a predicted model, not a curated record